Messenger RNA from Trifolium pratense (red clover), 2301 nucleotides. Its product is annotated as potassium transporter 5-like. The record is from RefSeq and is a predicted model, not a curated record. Gene Ontology annotation, biological process: potassium ion transmembrane transport. Gene Ontology annotation, cellular component: membrane. Gene Ontology annotation, molecular function: potassium ion transmembrane transporter activity. The coding region runs from base 1 to 2301 and encodes 766 amino acids. The transcript is spliced from 7 exons. NCBI's taxonomy places the organism in Eukaryota, Viridiplantae, Streptophyta, Magnoliopsida, Fabales, Fabaceae.
AUGGCUUCAGAAGAAGAUGAAGGAAAUGUAGUAGCUGUGAACAUGGAUAACAUACAACAUGAACAACAUGAUGAUGAUAAUGAUAGUGCUAAAAAGUUUUCGUCACAAAUUGUUCGAAAAAGAGAUUCUCUUGAACUUGAAGCUGGCGCCACCUCUAAUAUUACACAUAAAUCCAAAGGUCCAUCAACAACGAUAAUACUACAACUAGCAUUUCAAAGUCUCGGAAUAGUUUAUGGAGACAUUGGAACUUCACCAUUGUAUGUGUAUGCAAGCAUCUUCCCUAAUGGCAUAAAUCACAAUGAUGAUAUUUUGGGAGCUCUUUCCUUAAUCUUCUACACCAUCACUCUCAUCCCCCUUCUUAAAUAUGUCUUCUUCGUCUUAAGGGCCACCGAUAAUGGCGAAGGUGGAACAUUUGCUUUGUACUCUCUAAUAUGUCGUUACUCGAGAGUUGGACUAAUUCCAAAUCAACAAGCAGAGGAUGCAGAGGUGUCAAAUUAUCAGCUGAAAUUGCCAAAGAGAAGGGAGAAGAGAGCAUCAAUUGUUAAAUCUACACUUGAGAACAAUCACUUUAUGAGGCACUUCCUCUUAUUUUCCACUAUGCUUGGAACUUCCAUGGUCAUGGGUGAUGGUGUUCUCACCCCUUGCAUAUCUGUUUUAUCGGCUGUUGGAGGGAUUAAGCAAGCUGCUAACCAAAUAACUGAAGAUCAAAUUGUAUGGAUAUCAGUAGCAAUCUUGAUUGGCAUUUUUAUGGUUCAAAGGUUUGGAACUGAUAAAGUGGGUUACACUUUUGCUCCCAUUAUUUGUAUAUGGUUUGCAUUCAUUGCAAUUAUUGGUCUGUAUAAUUUCAUCAAGUAUGAUCCAUCAGUUAUAAAAGCAAUAAAUCCAAAAUACAUAGUACAUUAUUUCAUCAGGAAUAAGAAAAAUGCUUGGGUUUCUCUUGGAGGCGUUGUUCUUUGUAUAACAGGAAGUGAAGCACUAUUUGCUGAUGUUGGACAUUUCACAGUUCGACCUAUACAAUUAAGUAUGUGUUUUGUGACUUACCCUACUCUUGUUUUGGCUUAUUCUGGACAAGCCGCCUUUCUUCGCAAACACAACGAUGUUGUGGCAGACUCAUUCUACAAGUCUGUACCAGGUCUUAUAUAUUGGCCAAUGUUUGUGAUUGCUGUUUUGGCAGCAAUUGUAGCUUCUCAAGCUAUGAUCUCAGGAACUUUCUCUAUAAUCCAACAAUCCCUAUCAUUGGGAUGUUUUCCUCGCGUGCAAGUUGUACAUACAUCGGCAAAAUAUGAAGGACAAGUUUAUAUCCCAGAAGUUAAUUACAUCCUCAUGAUUGCUUGUAUUGCCAUCACUAUUGGCUUUAGAACCACAACAGAAAUUGGCAAUGCCUACGGGAUAGCUGUGGUAUUUGUGAUGUCACUAACAUCGUCUCUUCUCGUGCUAAUCAUGAUCAUGAUAUGGAAGACUAACAUAUUUUUGGUCAUUACCUAUGUUCUUGUAAUUAGUUCAUUGGAGCUUGUGUAUUUAAGCUCAGUUUUAUACAAAUUUAACGACGGAGGUUAUCUUCCUGUUGCAUUUGCCGUGUUUCUAAUGUUCAUCAUGUUUGUUUGGAACAAUGUGUACCGAAGGAAGUACUAUUACGAACUCAAUCACAAGAUUACACCAGAGAAGCUUAAGGAUAUAACCUCUGACAUAAGUUUAUGUCGAUUACCUGGUCUUGCAAUGUUUUACUCCGAGCUUGUUCAAGGUAUUCCACCUAUUUUCAAGCAUUAUGUUGCAAAUGUUCCUGCACUACACUCUGUCCUUGUCUUUGUUUCCAUCAAAUCCUUGCCUAUUAGCAGAGUCCCAAUGGAAGAAAGGUUUCUUUUUCGCCGAGUAGAGCCUAAGGAACACAAUAUAUUUCGAUGUGUUGUUAGAUAUGGAUACAUCGAUGUGCGCAAUGAGAACGAGCCUUUUGAGAAGUUAUUGGUUAAGAAGUUGAAGGAGUUUGUUGUUGACGAAUAUCAUUUUUCUAAAAAAGUGAUACAAGAUGGUAAAAAUGAUGAACCACAAGAAGCUUUGGAUGAAGAAAAUGUACAAGAGGAAAUUGAGAAAGAGGUUGAGGUAGUUGAAAAGGCAACAAGAGCUGGUGUUGUUCAUUUGAUUGGUGAAAGUGAGGUGAUUGCUGGUGAUGGAGCUGGCAUUGCAAAGAGAAUUUUGAUUGAUUAUGCCUAUAGUUUUUUGAAGAGAAAUUUGAGACAAAGUGACAAAAUAUUUGAUGUUCCUCACACACGUAUGGUUAAGGUGGGAAUGACUUAUCAACUAUAA